GAGAAACGUCCGGCCGCGCCACAGCCACGUCUGGGUCAAAGGCACACGUGGAAAGAAGCUGGCCCAAGUCACAAUGCGGUGCCUUUCACCCUGGGGGACCGACAGCCCCAGCCGGACAAGGGCCAGGCGCCUGCGCUGUGCGCCAGUGGCGCCGGGCGCUGCGGGAGCCGCGAGACCCCCGCCCUCCGACGGGAACGCGCACGUGCCUCGGGACGCGGACGCGCGCGCGAAUGCGCAUCACCUCGCUCAGCCUCAGUCUGGGCGGCUGAGGAGGGAAGGAGCGACGCACGGAGACGCGCACCGGAGACGCGACACCUUGGAGCCCCUCGACCCGGCGGCGGCGGGGACCUGAGCGGCGGCGGGCGGCCUCGAAGAUGAAGUGCAAGCCGAACCAGACGCGGACCUACGACCCGGAGGGGUUCAAGAAGCGGGCGGCGUGCCUGUGCUUCCGGAGCGAGCGCGAGGACGAGGUGCUGUUAGUGAGUAGCAGUCGGUACCCGGACCGCUGGAUCGUGCCGGGCGGGGGCAUGGAGCCCGAGGAGGAGCCGGGCGGUGCGGCCGUCCGCGAGGUGUUCGAAGAAGCGGGAGUCAAGGGGAAGUUAGGCCGGCUCCUGGGCAUUUUCGAGCAGAACCAAGAUCGCAAGCACAGAACGUACGUGUAUGUACUGACUGUCACUGAGAUUCUGGAGGAUUGGGAAGAUUCGGUUAGCAUUGGGAGGAAGCGAGAGUGGUUCAAAGUCGAAGAUGCGAUCAAGGUUCUCCAGUGCCACAAGCCCGUGCAUGCCGAAUAUCUGCAAAAACUAAAGCUGGGCGGUUCCCCAACCAAUGGAAACUCCGUGGCCCCGUCCCUGCCGGAGGGCGAUGCCUAAUAUUUUUGCAGAUAAAAACCCCUUCCAUCUGAAAUGCUGUCACAAAUACUUUGGAGCCUUAACUUGUUAUUCUUAGAGAUGAACAGCAAAGAUGUCCAGGAUUGUUUGAAAGAAUCAUUGAUGUGAACCAUUAAUAAAUGGAAUUGUCAAGUAUAGGUGAGCACUUCCAUGCUUCCAAAGAGACAGCUCGUCUGGUUUUCUUCCUGCAUCUUGAGAUACUCCUUCCCUGUCUGUUUUGCUGACUUCUCUUGCCCUGGUGAUUGUACUGUUGUACAUGAACAGACUCUUAUUCAGUACCUGUAGCCUUUUGUUGUGCUUUUUUAUUGAUAUGUCUGCCUUCUUUAUUGGACUAUGAUAUCCUUGAAAGCAAGAACCACGUCUCCUUAUUCUUUGCAUAUUCUGCACCUGAGACACUACUUGAAAUAUGGUUGACAUCACUGAAGUUUCUUUAAUUCAAUUAAUAUUUUAUAAUCACUACAUAUAAUUAUAAUGGCAAAACAUUCCCCUUCCAAUCUGGUGCUAUAUGCUCUCCAGGCACCACGUGUGUGGCUUUUCUGAAUAAGACAUUUUGGAAACUUUUCAAGGCAGUUUUAGGAUAUUCAAGGACAAGAAUUACUACUCCUAUUGCUAUGUCAUACCAUGCAGUGGCUAGCACAGUUUUUACAUCACUUAGGGCAAAAUUUUAUAGAAUCAGUCCUUUGUGUAACAACUUCAGUGUUUUUGUACUGUUGUUAAUUUGCUUAAAAUUUUAUUCAAGAAUACCACUUGCUGUAAAACUAAUUAUAAAAAUAAAUACAAUGAACAUAAUAAGAUGAUGUGCUUUUUAUAAAAAUUUUACAAUAUACAAAUAAUAAUGUUUUUGCA
This is a messenger RNA of Capra hircus (goat), 1733 nucleotides long. RefSeq names its product diphosphoinositol polyphosphate phosphohydrolase 3-beta. Lineage: Eukaryota; Metazoa; Chordata; Mammalia; Artiodactyla; Bovidae. The record is from RefSeq and is a predicted model, not a curated record. The coding region runs from base 375 to 869 and encodes 164 amino acids. Gene Ontology annotation, molecular function: pyrophosphatase activity. The transcript is spliced from 4 exons.